Molecule: messenger RNA, 1273 nt
Organism: Paramecium primaurelia
Lineage: Eukaryota; Ciliophora; Oligohymenophorea; Peniculida; Parameciidae
Source: the annotation of a GenBank genome assembly
AUGAUGUCGGACCAGGAUCUUAUGAUCUUAAAAGUACAUUCAAUAAUACAAAACCCAGAGGAGUAUCAUGGCAUAAACCUAGAAGCCAAGAUAAAAAAGACAAUAAGUCACCUAUAGGUCCUGGUUAUUAUGAUAUCUGUGGUUAAUCCUAACCUAUGUACUAAAUGAAACCAACAACAGCAUUCAGUUCUAAACAAAGUAGGAAUUCUGAAUUCAGAUUUCAAAAUCUAAAAAACAACACUGGAUACAUUAAAAAAGGAUUGGAUAAUAAAUAAUAUAGUUUUCAUCAAUCUACUAAUCCAGCUACUACAGCUAGAGAAACUGAUGCAGAUUCAGAAUAUAGUUACAUUGAAGUAUUUUAUAUCAAUAAAAUAGGAUGCAACUCCAGGUCCUGGCUACUAUGAAAAUGCCUCUACCCAGUAAACGAUUUCUUAAUUUUUAAAUAAAUCUUAAGCAAAAGGCUCAAUAAAAACUAGAACUAAAAGAUUUCAUACAAAAUCUUAGCAUACUCCUGGCCCUGGCAGUUAUUAAGUAGAAGUUAUAGCUCAUCGUUAUAAAGGCGCUUAACCUCCCUUUUUAAUGAGCAAAACUAGAUUUGAAGAAUAAUUUUCAGAGACACCUGCUCCUGGUUAAUAUAAGGCUGCUAAUACUAUGGAAUAAAGAUUGAUAUAAAAAUUAAUGAAAGCUCCAUUAGGAUAAUUUGGAGUUAAUGAGAAUAGAUUUAAAGAAUAAAAAUUAUUAGUUCCUGGUCCAGGAUCAUAUGAAAUAGAUAAAAAUGAUGAUACAAAAAAAGAUAAGAAAUUACCAGAACAAAAAGGAACAUAUGCAUUUAUGAGUCAUGCACCUAAAAGUUAAGAUUUAUCAAUUCCAAAUAUAAAUCCAGCUCCAGGUGCUUAUAAUGUUAAUUAACAUACAAUUGCUAAUAAAAUAAUUAAACCAGAAGAAGAUGAUCCUAAAUUGGCAGUAAUUAAACCACCAUUUGGAGUUGGAUCUGAAAGAUGGAAAAUAAAAGAAGCAAAUGAAGAUGAAGAAGAUGAUGAACCUUUUUAUUUAGAAAAAUCAGCAUAAAAUUAAUUAGGAUUAUUUAAAAAGAAAAAGAAAGAUCCACCACCAUUUAUGUGCAAAGUAUUAAUUAAAUUAUAUAUAUUAAUAGUAAGAAAGAUUUUCAAAAAGUGUACCUAAAGAUAAUAUACCUGGUCCUAUGGAUUAUGCUGAUGGAAUGUAUCCUAAUUGGAAUAAAAGAACAUUUAAUAUUAUAUUUGCUGAAAUUUGA